Oryzias latipes (Japanese medaka) is the source of this 5323-nucleotide messenger RNA. It is a transcript of the gene ptpn4a, whose product is annotated as protein tyrosine phosphatase non-receptor type 4a. The record is from RefSeq and is a predicted model, not a curated record. Gene Ontology annotation, biological process: protein dephosphorylation. Gene Ontology annotation, molecular function: protein tyrosine phosphatase activity; cytoskeletal protein binding. Gene Ontology annotation, cellular component: cytoplasm; cytoskeleton; cytoplasmic side of plasma membrane. Lineage: Eukaryota; Metazoa; Chordata; Actinopteri; Beloniformes; Adrianichthyidae.
GCGCUCUGUCGCAAGGCCACGCCCCUGUGCGUCGCGGCUGCGUGAUGACGUGGGCACAGGUCGCUGCAGGCAGCAGCUGCAGGAUCGGGACGCGCUGACAACAACGAGACGCUGCGAGCGAAAAGUAGAGCCGUGUUCUGGUCCCGAAUGAGCCGAUCUGCCGCCGGAGCUCGGUUCUAGGCCCUCGCCGUCCCGCGGAGGAUCCCACUAGUCCGUGGUUCGGCGGAAAUGAGCCGCUAGGCGCCGCGUUCGGCCAAUGGUCGCUGCGAGGGCUCCUGUCUUGUGGAUUAUCCGUCGUCGCCGCGCCAGUCUGAUGGUGGAGCCCGGAGGAGGCCGCGCUCCGCUGGGUGGAUGUUUGUGAAGCAGCGCCGAUGAAGAGAAUGCUGCUGGCGAACUGAGCGUGGAUGUCCGGGCUCGGCGGCCGCUCAGACACUCUUCUCCCUCAGCGCUCCUCCGCCCCGAAACCUGGACGCCUCUGGAGCAGUUUAUGACGACCCUGGUCGGAGCGUGAUGAGCGCGCGCUUCCGCUUGCCCGCUGGCAGAUCCUACAAUGUCCGGGCGACGGAGCUGGAGCGAGACAGGCAGCACACGCAGGUGGUGUGCAACGUUCUGCUGCUGGACAACAGCGUCCAGGCCUUCAGAGUCAGCAAGUCCGAUCACGGUCAGGUGCUGCUGGACGCCGUCUUUAGACACUUGGAGCUGACGGAGAGAGACUACUUCGGCCUCCACGUGGCUGAUGACGCCUCAGACGCGCCGCGCUGGCUGGAUCCCAACAAGCCCAUCAGGAAGCAGUUAAAAAGAGGAUCUCCACACAGCUUGAGUUUCAGAGUCAAGUUUUUUGUGACAGAUCCGAGCAAACUUCAGGAGGAAUACACACGGUACCAGUACUUCCUGCAGAUCAAACAGGACAUCUUGACUGGAAGGCUGCCGUGUCCCAACAACACCGCCGCUCUGCUGGCGUCCUACGCUGUUCAGUCCGAGCUGGGGGACUACAACGAGGCCGAGCACAGCUCCGGGUAUCUGUCCGAAUACUGCUUCAUCCCGGCCCCCCCACAGGACUUCCACAAGGAGGUGUCCAAGCACCACCAGCAGCACAGCGGCCUGACCCCCGCCCAGGCCGAGUUCAAUUACCUGAACACGGCGCGGACGCUGGAGCUGUACGGGGUGGAGCUGCACUAUGCAAGGGACCAGAGGAACGCAGAGAUCCUCAUGGGGGUGAUGUCCGCCGGCGUGGUGGUCUACCAGAACAGGGUUCGGAAAAACCUCUUCCAAUGGCUGAAAAUUGUGAAAAUUUCCUUCAAGUCGAAACAGUUUUUCAUCCAACUGAGAAGAGAGGCAACGGAGACCCGAGAGACGCUGCUGGGCUUCAACAUGGUGAACUACCGGGCCUGCAAGAACCUGUGGAAGGCCUGCGUGGAGCACCACACCUUCUUCCGGCUGGAGCAGCCCAUCCCCCCCCAGAAGAACUUCUUCGCUCACUACUUCUCUCUGGGCUCGAAGUACAGAUACUGCGGGCGGACGGAGGUGCAGUCGGUGCAGUACGGGAAGGAGAAGGCGGUCAAGGACAGAGUCUUCGCCAGGUCUCCCAGCAAACCCUUGGCCAGGAAGUUGAUGGGCGGGACGGACUGGGAGUCGGUCAGCAGGAACAGCCUAUCAGAUGAGAGGCUGGAGACCCAGAGCCUGCCCACCCGCUCUCCCCCCGGCACCCCCAGCCAGAACUCGCUGUUCGUCCAGGAGGGCACACGCCUGCGCCCCUCCUCUGUCGGCCAUCUGGUUGAUCAUGUGAUCCACGCCUCCCCCAGCCUGCCCGUCUUCUCCUCCAAUCACAAGUCGGCGUCGUCCACGCAGGCCAACAGCAUCAGCCUGGACUCCACGCCGUCUCCAGAGGGGGUGGAGGGUCAGCCCCCGGCGCUGCCCCCCAAGCAGCUGAGCAGAAAGACGCUGAGCCAGAUCAUCCAGGCUCACUCUCAGCAGAGCCUGCUGGACAACCACGUCAAUGAAAUGUACGACGUCCCAGCAAACCCCGAGAAGACCACGCUGAACGGCGUCGUCCCGCACGAUAACCUGGUUUUGAUCAAGAUGAGACCCGAUGAACACGGACGCUUCGGCUUCAACGUGAAGGGGGGGGUUGAUCAGAAGAUGCCCAUCAUCGUGUCCCGCGUGGCUCCAGGAACGUCGGCGGACCUGUGCGUGCCGCGCCUCAACGAGGGCGACCAGGUGGUCCUGAUCAAUGGGCGGGACAUCUCUGACCACACCCACGACCAGGUGGUCAUGUUCAUUAAGGCCAGCUGCGAGAGCCACUCCGGAGAGCUCAUCCUGCUGGUCCGACCAAACGGUGAGCAGGGCAGCUCUGAAGCCAAUUACGACGUGGUGGAGGAGAAGGCGGAGUCUGAGCCCGAUUUUCAGUACAUCCCCGAGAAAACCCCCCAGGACCCGGCCCAGGUGGACCAGCAUGCCCUGAGGGACUCCAUGUCCGUGCUGAGGGAGGGCCUGAGCAGCGGCGCCGUCCUGUCCCAGUUUGACCAACUGUACAGGAAGAGGCCGGGCAUGACCAUGCUGUGCGCCAAGUUACCUCAGAACGUGUCCAAAAACCGCUACAGAGACAUCUCUCCCUAUGAUGCUACGCGGGUCCUGCUGAAGAGCACCGACGACUACAUCAACGCCAACUACAUCAACAUGGAGAUUCCCGCCUCCAGCCUGAUCAACCGCUACAUCGCCUGCCAGGGCCCGCUGCCCACAACCUGCUCCGACUUCUGGCAGAUGACCUGGGAGCAGGCCUCGUCCAUGGUGGUGAUGCUGACCACGCAGGUGGAGAGGGGGCGGGUGAAGUGUCACCAGUACUGGCCCAACCCGGACAGCAGCGCCACCUACGGGGACUUCGCCGUCACGUGUCUGAACGAGGAGGGCAGCGCCGCCUUCCUGGUCAGAGAGAUGACCCUCACCGACGUGAAGAGCGGCCAGCAGAGGGAACUCACGCAGAUCCAGUACCUGGCGUGGCCGGAUCACGGCGUUCCUGACGACUCCACGGACUUUCUGGACUUUGUGGCUCUGGUUCGGAGCAAACGGGCCGGUCAGGACCAGCCAGUGGUGGUUCACUGCAGCGCGGGCAUCGGCCGGACCGGCGUCCUCAUCACCAUGGAGACGGCGCUGUGCCUGAUGGAGUGCGGUCAGCCGGUGUACCCUUUGGACAUCGUCCGGACCAUGAGGGACCAGCGGGCCAUGAUGAUACAGACGCCGAGCCAGUACCGCUUCGUGUGCGAGGCCAUCCUGAAGGUGUACGAGGAGGGGCUGGUCCAACCCUCCAGAGCGGCCGUCUACGCACACAGAGACAGGAGCAGCGGGGAGGUGGAGAAGAAGGAGGCGCAGAGGGACGAAGGCGAGGAGGUGGUGGUGGCGGCGGCGGAGCUGCUGGACGGGGGGCUGGACGAAGAGGAGGACGAUGACGACGAUGAGGAGGUGGAGGUGCUAGAUGUGGGCGAGGUGACGGAAGAGGAAGACGAGGAGGUGGAGGAGCCGAGCGUGGCCAGCGCCACCAGCGUGACGAGUGAGACCAGCGCCAACCCAGACCCUGAGAACCCGUGAAACCCUGGAUGCCCCAGGGGGGGGGUUCCGGGAUGGUGCUGCGGGGAGAACAAAAGCACUGUUGCACUUUAUGCCGUCAAAAACGGAAACCGGACAAAGGAGAACCCCUGAAGGAGCCGCUGGCUCCGCUGAGGCCCGACCUCAGGCUCCAGAAACAAAGAACAAACCCAGAAAAGUAGGAGCGAGUGGAUGUGGACGGGGAGCCGUGGCAGUGCCAUAUGUACGAAGAGGAGGCGGCGCCCCUCCGCUCACGUUUUUUAGCCACUGGGUCGCCCUUUCUGAGCGCGUCUGCCAGACGGACCCGCCUUUUCUAUCGUCCUUCUAGCUGAAGAGAGAGCCCUUCUUUUGUUCCUCAGAGUAUUUAUUGUGUUUUAGUUGGUCCAGGCCUGUCCACUGAUCAUAAAGCUGGAUGUUUUGUUCGUACGCGUCUCGAGCUUCAUGCUUUCCUGAAUAACCCUUAGCUAGUGCCGUAGUGUGACUCCUCCUCCUGCUUCCCUUCUUUUGCGUUUUGUGGGGAAGUGAUUUUAUUUAUUGCACUCGCUCGGGUCUUUCUCACCCGUGGGGUGCUGUGGGGCGUUGGAUUCUUCCUCCCGCUUUGGUCCGAGCCUCAUCACGCUGAAAUCUCUUAUCCUUCCUGCCGGAGUGUCCUUGAGCCAGACGCUCGACAGCAGUCUCAGUGGUUUUAUAUGCAAUCGCUUUUUCUUUUUCCCCGCCGCUUUUUUUGAACAACUACUGUAGUGAUCUGACCAAGCGCUGCAGCGGGUCAUUCCGGACCCUGACUCGGCUCCAGCGGGUCAUUCCGGACCCUGACUCUGCUCCAGCGGGUCAUUCUGGACCCUGGCCCAGCUCUAGUGGGUCAUUCUGGGCCCUGCAACAAUUUGUGAAAAAGGAAUCAGCUCCUUUAAAUUACGCGGUACAUUGUUGCGUGGAGACUUUGUUUACCUUGGAUCAGCUGUUUGUGGGGGGUUGGGGGGGGGGGGCUGUCCAUCAGUCAUCCUCUCCCUCUGCGGUUUCCCUCUUUUCGGUCGGCCUUCUGUAACUGGAAAAACUCCCAGGUUUUCCGCCUCCGAUGUGGAGGUGGGACCAGAAGGAGAACCUGCGUUCCUCUCCACCUACUCCUUCAAAGCCCUUCAGCCCCCCCUGCCCUCCCCACAGCAUCACCCCCUUCCCUGUCAGUCCAAACGUCUCCUGUUGGACCACGACACGCUGAUCUGAGCGGAGCAUCAUGGGUACAGAAGCACAGACGGAGGCGGCUCUGCUGACCUUUCACGCCGAUGAGAACAGCCUCAAAGAUUUCCAGAAGCUCCGGAAAAAACGGCCGCCGGCUCCACUAAACGAAACCUUUUUUUGUGUUUUGAUCAGUGGCGUUUGAGGCGGGGCCGCAUCCUCUGAGGGGUGGGGUCAAAGUUGGUUCAGUGGUAAUGGAAGCGGAGCUCCUGGUGGUUUCCUAAAGGUCACACAUAACUGGAAGGGAGGGGGGCAGCACUUUGUAGAAGGCCUGGGGGGGCAGGUAGAGCUACUGGAAGAAGAGAACCUGGAGUCAAACUGCGUUAAGUGAGGUGUUUUAUUUUAAUUUAUGGCUUUUAUUUUGUUUGAGAAAAAGACACUUGUAAAGAAUGAGGAGAAGAACUAACUACACAGUGCCACUUGUUAAUCUUGUGUAAAUACUAGACCCUGUAAAUACUAUGUUGUAUAUGAAAAAAAUCUUUAAAUAAAAGGGAAAAUCAUUUGUGAGCAGAAA